AUGGGGAAUGUGCAUUCGUCGUCAAGCUCGUCAGAUGUGCUCCCAGUUGAAUAUUACUUGAAUGAUCUGGCCUGCGGAGAACCCAUAGAAAGCCUUGGAAGUACCAGAUUCAUGAAAGUGGCUCGAGGUCGUAACAGCGAAGGGACUUGUGUAUGGAAGGUAUUUCUUACUCAGGAGGACUCAUCAGUUUACGAGCCUUAUCGGAAGGAGCUCUUUCGUAUUCGAGAUGCACUUGUGAACGCGCCCAACUGUUGUACUGUGAAAAGAAUUUACGAUAACCCAUCAUCAUUCACAUUUUUCUUUGACACUAGUCGCCAUCAACACUGCUACUUAGCACCGGAACGCUUCCUUUCGUCUGUGGAAUACGAACUUAUCCACAAAGAAAAAGGAGACGAAUGGCUUUUUGGCUCACUCCAGCCGUCGAUGGAUCUCUUCGCUGUUGGAUGUGUCGUAUAUGAACUGUUACAUGAUUCUGGCAAGCCUCCAUUCUCUUAUGGAGAGCUUUGCCAUUAUCAGCGAAUGUCCAGCAGUGACGCGGCGUCAUUCUUGGAGAGAUUACUGCAGGAUAUUGCCUCACAGUUUCGCCCACUGCUGAAAUUACUAUUAAAUCGCGACCCUUCACUGCGGGUUUCUGCUCAACAAGUGUUAGAUGGAUCGGUUCUUCAUUUUCCGAAAGUUCUCGAUGCUUUCUUCAGCUAUUUGAAUGCGUUCCGUCCCAAGGAAAUAACAACAUCACAGUCAUUGGAAGGCUUUGAGCAGUCACAGAUGACAUUCCAUCUUGAGCCCGAUGACGUCAUUGCAAAGCUUAAACGCGAUGAGAAAUCCAUAUGGGAGCGUCUCACUGAAUGCGAGGAAAACAAACCAUAUGCCAUACUCUUCAUAUCGCUCAUUACUGCGAACAUACGUGUGUUGCGCAGUGAUGCCAUGAAUUUACUGGUAAAGUUGGCGUCGCUAUGUGGUCCAGUGGUAUCGACAGAGCGAGUGCUGCCAUAUUUGGUUUGCUGCUUGUCUGAGGUAGACGCUCAAGUGCGAGCUUCGGCGGUGUACUCAAUAACGGAACUUUUACGGCCAAUCGAACCGGCGACAUUCGAAGAUUCACUGGUUUUUAUCGAUUAUCUGCUUCCAGAACUGUCAUCGAUGUUGGGUGAUAAAAGGCAUCCUUGCCCGACUCAUGUCCUUCUAGCUGUGGCGAAAAACUUGGGGGACAUUGCAGAAACAGCUUACAGAUUCCAUGAGGUUGGACGGAAUUUGCGUAACGGUGUUGCCGAUGAUGAAAUUUCAGGGGCUGAAAACAUAUCAGAGGCACAGCAAGCGGCUGAUGAGAAGACUGCUCUUCAAAAGGCGCUCAGUGACCUCUUUGAGAUGUUAUGCAGUAGUCAAGACAAUAGUGUUCGCCACUGUGCAGUGAAUCGAGACUCCUUAGCGAAGUUAUACACCUUUUUUAGUAGAAUGAACUGUGGUGAGAUACUGUUACGUCAUAUGAUCACGUUCUUGAAUGUCAAAAGUGACUGGCGAUUACGCGCAGUAUUUUUCGAGUCACUGCCGAUAUGUGUGCAGAAGAACAGCUUCGAUGUGAAACCACUGCUACAGCAGGGUUUGCAUGAUUUUGAAGAGCUGGUGGUGAUAUAUGCGAUACACUGCAUUAUUGUUCUUGUGGAAGCAAAAGUAUUGGGAAGAAACGAAGUUCUCGAGCUCUUGGAAGACACGCUGCCGUUUUUAUCACAUCCAAAUGAUAUGGAUCGAGUGAAGUCGUGGAGCUGUGAUUGUCUCGAUCUCUUGGUCGCUGGGCCGAUGUACACUGUCGCCUGCUACAUGGGUUCGGCGGCGUAUACAGGACUCUUUCUUUGUACGGCUUCAUAUAAUAAGGUGAUCGCUCCAGCGGACAUGAAUAGCGAAUGGAACGAAAUGUUCGGGGAUACGGAACAGAUUAGUGAUGAAAAAUCGCUAGAAGAACGCAAUGCCGCACAUCUUUUGAUGCAGACUCGAUCAAUGCGAACAUCGGUGUGCGGAGCACAGCUAGCUGAAUUACUGCAGCAUAAGAACGAAUUGUUUUACAAGAAGUUCGGUGCUGGAGGAGGUCAGAGAAGAUUGGCUGUGCAACCAGACCGGACUCGGAUUCGCUGGGUCAAGGCAGGAUUCUUGAUGGGUCACGUUUUACUGUGGAAUUCGCGAAACGUUGUUGGAGAUGGCCCUGCGCCAUCUGUUAGAUCAGAUGCCUCGUUCUUGUAUAACAAAAACUACCCAGUUUCGUCGAUUGGCUGGGCUAGCAACGAAAUCAUCGCGGCAGCUAUCGGCGACGGUCACGUUCUUUGGGUCGAUUGCGCAGCUAGCGAACCACGAAUCCUUACGAAGGUAACGUCACAUUGUCGACUCAUAUCAUGGAUGAAACUGAGAUGGUAA
Molecule: messenger RNA, 2400 nt
Organism: Ostertagia ostertagi
Lineage: Eukaryota; Metazoa; Nematoda; Chromadorea; Rhabditida; Trichostrongylidae
Source: the annotation of a GenBank genome assembly